Messenger RNA from Sipha flava (yellow sugarcane aphid), 1739 nucleotides. It is a transcript of the gene HDAC3, whose product is annotated as histone deacetylase 3. The record is from RefSeq and is a predicted model, not a curated record. Gene Ontology annotation, molecular function: histone deacetylase activity. Bases 303 to 1604 code for a protein of 433 amino acids. Lineage: Eukaryota; Metazoa; Arthropoda; Insecta; Hemiptera; Aphididae. The transcript is spliced from 4 exons.
GUACAUGCGUAUCGGUAUAACGAUCGUUACUACGUUCAGGAUUUAUUAUUCCGUCGACGCGAUCCCGUUGUGAAAUACAAUAUCGUCUGUUAUUUUUAUUUUUGUUGUUGUUUACCGUAUAUCACGGAUCUGUUGUGGGUGAUGGGUAUUGAAUAUUAGGGUCGGGGUAAUGUUUUGCUGUUUUCCCAUUCGAGCGCAAUGUGCUCAAAAUUGAUCCAGUCCGCUUACAUCAGAACGUGACAAACGCGUCCCGAAAGUUCUAAACUCAGUGGUGACUACGGCCACAACAAGCAACAGUAGCAAUGUCCAACAAGCGAGUGUUUUACUUCUACAACCCAGACGUGGGUAACUUCCACUACGGACCCGCGCAUCCGAUGAAGCCACACCGUCUGUCGGUCAUACACAGCUUGGUGCUGAACUACGGGCUUUACAACAAAAUGAAAAUCUACCGUCCUUACAGAGCCAGCGCGCACGACAUGUGUAGGUUUCACCACGACGAGUAUAUCGAGUUCCUGCAGCGUGUGACGCCUCAAAAUCUCACUACAUACAGCAAGUAUUUGAACCACUUCAACGUAGGCGAGGACUGUCCCGUGUUUGAGGGCCUAUAUGAUUUCUGUUCCAUGUACACGGGUGCAUCGUUGGAUGGUGCGAUGAAGCUUAACAAGAACUGUUGCGACAUUGCCAUCAAUUGGUCUGGGGGGCUCCAUCAUGCCAAGAAGUUUGAAGCUUCCGGUUUCUGUUAUGUGAAUGAUAUUGUGAUAGCCAUUUUAGAACUGUUGAAGUAUCAUCCUCGAGUCUUGUACAUUGACAUUGACGUACAUCACGGUGAUGGUGUCCAAGAAGCUUUUUACCUAACAGAUAGAGUUAUGACUGUAUCUUUUCAUAAAUAUGGUAAUUGGUUUUUCCCUGGCACUGGUGACAUGUAUGAAAUCGGAGCGGAUGUUGGGCGAUAUUAUUCUGUAAAUGUGCCAUUAAAAGAAGGCAUUGAUGAUUUAAGUUAUUCACAGGUGUUUAAACCUGUGAUUCAACAUGUAAUGGAUCUUUAUCAACCCACAGCAAUAGUUCUUCAAUGUGGUGCUGAUUCUUUAAAUGGUGAUCGUUUGGGUUGUUUUAAUCUCAGUACGAAAGGCCAUGGUGAAUGUGUUAAAUUCAUAAAAGAUCUCAAUGUACCUCUUCUGACAGUUGGUGGUGGAGGUUAUACUUUAAGAAAUGUUGCUCGUUGUUGGACUUAUGAAACAUCUCUUUUGAUCAAUGAAGACAUUAGCAACACAAUUCCUGAACAUGAAUAUCGUGAUUAUUUUGCUCCUGACUUUUUAUUACACCCUGAAGUUGUAACUCGCCAGGAAAAUGCCAAUAGUAAACAAUACUUGGAACUUAUUGUUAAGCAUACUUAUGAUAAUCUAAAAAUGGUACAGCACUCUCCUAGUGUACAGAUUCAAAAUGUCCCUGGCGAUGCUCUUCCUACUGAGGAAGUUAAUGCAAUUGCUUUAGACGAAAUUGAUCCAGAUGUACGGCAAUCACAAAUUGAACUUGAUCGAAGAGUUGAUGCACCAAAUGAAUUUUACCAAGAUGACAAAGAUCAAGAUUUUGAUGAGGCCAGAUAGAGAGCGGAUCCAUGGGGAGAGGACAUUGGGACGAAGGCCCUCUCCAGGCUUUUCAAGAAUUAAAAAUUGUUAUUACAUUUUUGUCCUUGUGAACUGUAAAAUUCCGAUUAUUUAAUUAGAUACCUACCUAAUAAU